AUGAACCAUCCAGAGGGACGAUGGUCUGGCCUGGACAACCUGCUCACCCGCCCCGGCCGCUUCGUGGGCCCAGGCUUCGAGCCGGGCCCCGAGCUCCGUGACUUCCUGCACGAUGACUGCCGGAUUCUGGUGGUGGGCGCCGGGGGCCUGGGCUGCGAGCUGCUCAAGGACCUGGCGCUGUCUGGGUUUGGCUCCAUCGACGUGAUCGACAUGGACACCAUCGACAUCACCAACCUCAACCGCCAGUUCCUCUUCCGCACCGCCGACGUGGGGCGCAGCAAGGCCGAGGUGGCGGCGGCCCGCACCAUGCAGCGCGUGGCGGGGCUGACGGUGACCCCCCACCAUGCCAUGAUCCAGGACAAGGGCCUGGAUUUCUACGCCCAGUUUCAUGUCAUCGUCCUCGGCCUGGACUCGCUGGAGGCUCGGCGGCACAUGAACGCCGUCGCCUGCAGCUUCCUGUCCUACAACCCAGACGGCACCCCAGACCUGGCCACCGUGAAACCGCUGGUGGACGGCGGCACCGAGGGUCUCCGGGGUCACGCCCGCGUGCUCCUGCCGGGGGUCACCCCUUGCUUUGAUUGCACGCUAUGGCUCUUUCCCCCACAGACCAAAUUUCCCUUGUGCACCAUCGCUGAGACGCCACGAUCCCCGGCGCACUGCAUAGAGUACGCCAAGAUCAUCCUGUGGCCACGUGAACACCAAGACACGGCUUUUGACCCAGACAUCGAGGCGCACAUGCAUUGGAUGUUUGCCAGGGCGCAGGAGCGGGCCAAGGAGUUUGGCAUCCAGGGGGUGACGCUGCAGCUGACCCAGGGCGUGGUGAAGAACAUCAUCCCCGCCAUCGCCUCCACCAAUGCCAUCGUGGCGGCCAGCUGCGCGCUGGAGACCCUGAAGCUGGUCACCCUGGCAUCCACGGGGCUGGACAACUACCUCAUGUACUCUGGCGUGGAUGGCGUCUACACGCUGACCACGCAGUACGAGCGGGACCCCGCCUGCCCGGUCUGCAGCGCGGGCGUGCCCAUGACCGCGCCCCCGACAUGCACGCUGCGCGAUCUGCUGGGCCUGCUGACCCUGCACCCCGCGCUGGGCCGCCUGCUGCGCGAGCCAAGCCUCAGCGUGGGCAGCGUGCCCCUCUACGCGCGCGGCGUGUUCGAGGAGGAGACCCGGCCCAACCUGGACCGCCAGCUGCGGGAGCUGGUGACAGGUCCCCUGGUGGAGCUCACCGUGAACGACAAGGGCCUGGUAGCCCCGCUCAAGGUCCAGCUCAGGCUGCAGGUUGCGGAAGAGUGA
Messenger RNA from Auxenochlorella protothecoides, 1290 nucleotides. Its product is annotated as NEDD8-activating enzyme E1 catalytic subunit. The transcript has 9 exons. Gene Ontology annotation, biological process: protein neddylation. Gene Ontology annotation, cellular component: cytoplasm; nucleus. NCBI's taxonomy places the organism in Eukaryota, Viridiplantae, Chlorophyta, Trebouxiophyceae, Chlorellales, Chlorellaceae. Bases 1 to 1290 code for a protein of 429 amino acids. Gene Ontology annotation, molecular function: NEDD8 activating enzyme activity. The record is from RefSeq and is a predicted model, not a curated record.